Didymodactylos carnosus is the source of this 1832-nucleotide messenger RNA. Lineage: Eukaryota; Metazoa; Rotifera; Eurotatoria; Philodinida; Philodinidae. The record is from the annotation of a GenBank genome assembly.
UACUCUUGCAGAGUUAGAAGUUUGCCUAUCGACGUUUCUCUUAUUAUUUCAGGCUACGCGAAAAAGCAAGGUUUGGCUCAAGCUUAGGUUUGGCAAGCCCGAAUGUUUUGGCUUGUGACAUCCCUACUGUAUUAUGUCCUAUACUAAAUGUAUCAUCUGGUUUGGUAUAUGGGGGAAGUGGAGGAGGCCCGUUCAAUGAUUCAUCUGAUAUUAAUGACAAUUGUCCUCUUUAUCCAUCAAGAAUUUAUUUUACUGCAGACUCUGACGGUGUGUCAGAAAUACAAAUGACCUAUACAACUGCGGAUCAGAGUAGUGCAAUACAAUUGAGUGUCAGAGGUGGUUAUUCGUCUGCUCAGGAUUCGGAAACAUUGAUCUUAGACAAAGACGAAAGAAUUAUUAAAGUGAAUGGCAUUGCUGGACAGUUGUUGAUGGCACUACAAUUUCAUACAAACAAAGGUCGACGAACACGACUCCUUGGCAGAAGCGACGGCUCGUCGUGGUCAGAAGGUGGAGGCGAUACUUGCGUAUUUAGUUAUCUUAAUGGUCGUAGUGGUAAUAGCUUGGAUCAAAUACAGUUAAAUUUUAUUGAAGCUGAUCCGGGUAUGGUAAUAAGCACAAUUCCAAGAGUAAUUUGUUCUACAGCAGCAGCAGCAGCAGCAGCAAAUGUGGUCUAUUGGUCGCUCAGUGGCGAUACAUUAAGUAUGUUUAAUACGUUAUACAAUGCCCAAACGGUAAAUAAUCCAGUUUAUUCAUCUGGUUACAGUUUUCCCAUAGCUUUGUUAUUGACAAAAGCAAAUAAACAAUACGCAAUUGCACAAUCAAUUGAAGUUUUUACAUCAGCCUUUACAGUUGAAGCAUGGAUUAAUUUAAACAGUGUUAAUACAGCUGGAUAUAUGAGUAUAAUCGGUCAGUGUGCAGACGUAAAAAACUGUAUGUACAUUGGCAUUUUAAAUGGCAGCCUUUUCAUGUCGUGGGGUGCUGGUGAAUACCAAUUACUUUAUUUGAAUGGUGGACUUGUUGGGCAAGGAGCAACAACGACUAUUACUCCCAGUAGCUCUGGUGGGAAUAUAACCAUUGGUACAACACAAGAUGAAAAUCAGUUAGAAACGUAUUUUGAUGGUAAAAUCGGACAGAUUUUAAUAAGUAGUGGUUUAAAAACACCGCAGGAAAUACUCGAAGAUGCAACGUUAAUUGCCUAUUACACAUUUGGCUGCGACGGCUACGUGGAUUUUCAACAAGACAGUGGCCCAAAUUAUAUGGAUGGAACAGGCUCUGACGUUAUAGCUACGAGUGCAAAUGGCAUACAUGAUCAUAGUCUUUGGUUUAAUAUUUCAACAUCGUAUUUUCAAAUAUCAAAUUUAGUUGCCUUUGGGCAGGGAAGCCAACCAUUUUCAAUCUUAUUGUGGUUAAGACCAUCUGAUAUCACAGGUGGGACCAUUAUACAUGCUUCCCCGUUUUCUUCUGGAACCGGAUUUUGUUAUCCGUAUAUGGGACUAAGUAAUACUGGAUCUAUCGUCGUUCAGUUAUAUAACGGUAAUGUUGUCAGUGUCACAGGACCGAUAUUACAAUUAAAUCAAUGGACACAUAUUGCUCAAACAUUUUCUCCAUCACAUGGGCUCCAGUUGUAUGUUAAUGGUACGCUAGCCGCAAGUAACAGCAUGUCAUCAUAUAAUACAAAUAACAGUCCAUUCUAUUUUACGCUUGGUAAUUCAAGAGCAGGAGCCAUUUGUGUAACUGCAGGAAUUACAAUACAGCCGUAUACUGGUCAGAUGGAUGAAGUACGAUUUUAUAGUCGUGAAUUGUCUAAUACGGAAAUAUUACCAUUACUUUGA